ACAAUCGUCUGCGAAAUCGGAGAAAAUUUAAGAAAAUUUCGUUUUUUGUGUUAUUCAAGGACAAUUCACGUGCAAUAAAUUACCUGUUAAAGUCUUUAAAAGAUAUUUUAUCCGAAAAUCUACAAGAAUUUGGUUCAAAACCACUAAAAUUUUGUCAAAAACUCGAAUAUCGCUCCGUGACUCAUCACUUCUUUGUUAAAUCCAAUUAAAAAAUGUUCCGUUCGGACUUUGAUAAGGCUGUGGAAAAUGCCACAAGUCACUUGCAUUUGGAGCCCGAUUGGUCUUCGAUGAUGAUUUUGUGCGAUUUAAUUCGUCAGAACGAAGCUACGCCCAAAUAUGCCUUGGCAGCGUUGAAGAAAAAGAUGCAAUCGACGAAUCCGCAUACGGCUUAUUACGCCUUGUUGUCGCUCGAGAGUAUCGUCAAAAAUUGCGGACCUCCCGUGCACGAAGAAAUCAGCACGAAAGCGAGUUGCGAGAUGUUCACGAAUCUAAUUGAGACAACACCGCACGAAAAUGUCAAGAAUAAAAUGCUGGAAUUGAUUCAGACGUGGGCUCAUGCCUUCCGUUCGAACCACAAAUAUCGCGCCAUCAGAGACACCAUGAACAUUCUCAAGUGCGACGGGCACAAAUUCCCGGAAUUGAAAGAAGCUGACGCAAUGUUUGCAUCUGACGUCGCUCCCGAAUGGGCUGAUGGCGAGUGUUGUCAUCGUUGUCGCGUCGCUUUCGGGGUUUUGCAACGAAAACAUCAUUGUCGCAAUUGCGGGCAAGUUUUUUGUCAUCAAUGUUCCUCGAAGACGAGCACUUUGCCGAAAUACGGCUUCGAAAAGGAGGUUCGUGUGUGCGAAGGAUGUUACAUUGCACUUCAACGAGGCACUUUUGCACCGACAACCGCAAGCAAAUCGACGAAAGAUGACUCUUCGUUGCCCGAGGAGUACUUGAAAAGUAGUUUGGCGCAACAAAGUCAAGCUCCGCCAACGCGCACGGAGCAAGAAAUCCAAGAAGAGGAAGAAUUACAACUUGCUUUGGCUUUGAGUCAAUCAGAAGCGGAGGAAAAAGCAAAAUUAAAUGCGAAAUUUCAAGCGCAAUAUUCUGUUCCUCGUUCUUAUACGGCGCCAAGACCUCCGAGUCCCGAACCUGCGAUGCGAAGCCCAAGUCCUAAUGAUGAAAUUGAGAAAAAUCCCGAAUUGGCGAAAUAUUUAAAUCGUGACUAUUGGGAAUCGAAGCAGAAAGACUCUCCGUUGAGCCCUACAGCGCCAAGCCCGAUGUCGAGCAUCACAAGCAGCAUCCCGUUAAUGAUGAAAAAUCCCGCUGACGAUCCCGAACUCGAUGAAUUCACGUCGUUGAUGCGGUCUCAACUCGACAUUUUUGUCAAUCGCAUGAAAUCGAGUUCAGCUCGCGGGCGAAAUAUCAGCAACGAUACUUCGAUUCAAGCACUUUUCUUAAAUAUCUCAACCUUGCAUUCCAAAUUGUUGACCUACAUCAAGGAGAUGGAUGACAAACGAAUGUGGUACGAAUCGCUUCAAGAUAAAAUUGGUCAAAUUAAGGAUUCGCGAGCGGCGUUGGAUGUCUUGCGACAAGAACAUCAAGAAAAGUUGCGUCGUAUUGCCGAAGAGCAAGAACGUCAACGUCAGAUCCAAAUGGCGCAUAAAUUGGAAAUUAUGCGGAAAAAGAAGCAGGAAUAUUUGCAAUAUCAGCGUCAAUUGGCAUUGCAGCGGAUUCAGGAUCAAGAACGUGAGAUGCAAAUGCGGAUGGAGCAACAAAAAGCGCAUUAUCGCAUGGGAGGACAACCGUUUGCGCAGCAAUUUGGUCCCGCGAUGCCGCCAGGAGCGACUCAACCGCCAAUGAUGACGAUGCCUCCGGGUGGUCCAAUGCCUGGAGGAUACGGAAAUUAUGGAUAUCCGCCACAAAUGCCUCAAGCGCAGAUGAAUCCGCAACAGCAGCAACCCCAAAUGAUGGUUAAUAGUCCUCCGCAGAUGCCGGGACAAAUGCCACAGCAACAAUUGAAUCCGGGACAAAUGCCACAGCAACAAAUUAAUCCAGGAGUUCCGCAGCAACAAAUUAAUCCAGGAGUUCCGCCGCAACAACCGCAAGCUGGAGCUAUGGGUAUGAUGCCUCCCCAAAUGAUCCCCGGUCCAGGUCAAAAUCAUCCGCCGCAAGGAUUAGCAGGUCAACAACCUUCUCAGAUGCCUCCGCAAAUGAUGCAGCAACAACCGCAGCCUCCUCCAAUGGCCAUGCCUGAGCAACAACAAGUUCAAGCGCCUCCAAUUCAACAACCCCAAAUGCAACCUCCCGUUCAAGUCGUUGAAAAACCUGCUGAACCAGAGCCAUCCAUUGGAGAGUUGAUCAGCUUUGACUAAAAAAAAGCGAAAUUCUAUAAAAUAUUUUUAAAAAUCUAUCAAUAUCCCUCAAACAUUCGAUGUAUCUAAAAAUAUAUUUACCAAUAAUCGUUCAA
Culicoides brevitarsis is the source of this 2452-nucleotide messenger RNA. RefSeq names its product hepatocyte growth factor-regulated tyrosine kinase substrate (gene Hrs). NCBI's taxonomy places the organism in Eukaryota, Metazoa, Arthropoda, Insecta, Diptera, Ceratopogonidae. Gene Ontology annotation, biological process: endocytic recycling; receptor internalization. Bases 213 to 2357 code for a protein of 714 amino acids. The record is from RefSeq and is a predicted model, not a curated record. Gene Ontology annotation, cellular component: early endosome. Gene Ontology annotation, molecular function: ubiquitin binding; metal ion binding; phosphatidylinositol binding. The transcript has 2 exons.